Messenger RNA from Monomorium pharaonis (pharaoh ant), 284 nucleotides. Its product is annotated as protein borderless-like. The transcript is spliced from 3 exons. The coding region runs from base 114 to 284 and encodes 56 amino acids. Gene Ontology annotation, molecular function: protein binding. NCBI's taxonomy places the organism in Eukaryota, Metazoa, Arthropoda, Insecta, Hymenoptera, Formicidae. The record is from RefSeq and is a predicted model, not a curated record.
CAGGACAAGCAUGGAGAUGGAAUGUUCAGCAAGACGCUUCGAAUUUCACUCAGCCGAGUUCCAUCGACGAGAACUCGGCGUCGGAAUACCGUAGUCAUCAAGAGAUCGAGAUCAUGGGGCCGCCGCGCAACGUGAGAGUUCAAGCAACGGUUGAGGGUUACUUGGUCACUUGGGAAGCACCCGACUUAGGCAAGAAUCAAGUUAGACUUUACACUGUGAAAUGGUACAGAGGACCAUCCGAUCAUUUAUACGGCAGAGCAGAACAACAGACACUUAUUAUCUAG